Molecule: messenger RNA, 1846 nt
Organism: Saccostrea cuccullata (small rock oyster)
Lineage: Eukaryota; Metazoa; Mollusca; Bivalvia; Ostreida; Ostreidae
Product: alpha-(1,6)-fucosyltransferase-like
Exons: 7
Coding region: 68-1420 (450 amino acids)
Biological process (GO): protein N-linked glycosylation
Molecular function (GO): alpha-(1->6)-fucosyltransferase activity; protein binding
Source: RefSeq, a predicted model, not a curated record
GCCAACAAAGGAACAUGAAGUAGCCAGACGCCGAGUAGAGAAUACUGCAGCAGAAUUUUGGUACUACAUGUGGCAUCAGCUACUCACCCUAAAAAAUGAGGCAGAGGGUAACACCAACCUUGUCAGCCAUAUUAACAAAAUAAUAGGGAAUGCUCAUGGAUACCAAAGAACCUUGAGUUCAGAUUUCUUGAAUCUGAGGUCAGUGGAUGGAAUGGAGCAAUGGAGAAAGAAAGAAUCCCAGAAACUGACAGAUCUUGUGCAGAAGAGGUUUCAUUAUCUUCAGAAUCCCAAGGACUGUAGUAAAGCGAAGAAGAUUGUCUGCAAUCUUAGUAAGGGCUGUGGUUAUGGCUGCCAGCUUCAUCAUGUGGUGUACUGUAUGAUGGUGGGGUAUGCUACUGGACGGACUUUGAUAUUAGAGUCCCAAGGUUGGAGAUAUGCAUCAGCUGGCUGGGAGUCAGUGUUCCAGCCACUCAGUAAUACAUGUACCAAGAAAGACGGAACAAGUUCAGAACACUGGAAAGAGCCCAGCAGUAUAGAGAAUGUACAGGUGAUAGAAAUGCCUAUCAUUGACAGCCUUCAUCCUCGACCAGAUUACCUCCCCCUGUCCUUUCCAAAGGACUUGGCAGACCGUUUAAUCCGUGUCCAUGGUGACCCCACUGUAUGGUGGAUUGGACAAUUUGUAAAAUACCUCACAAGGCCUCAACCUCAUCUGAAGCAGGAGCUAAGGCGAGCCAAGCAAGAACUGAACUUUGUGGGACCUAUUGUUGGUGUACAUAUCCGCCGUACAGACAAGCUCGCUGCGGAGGCCUCUUUCCACUCAGUGGCUGAAUACAUGACUUAUGUCGAGGAUUACUUUAAUAAAUUAGAACAUCGCAUGCCUGGGGUUCAGCGCAGGGUUUUCCUGGCCUCUGAUGAUCCUACAGCCUUACCUGAAGCCAAAAAGAAUUAUCCAGAUUACACUUUUAUCAGUGACCCUGCUGCCACUUUGUCUGCUGGGCUCAACAGACGCUACUCGGAUGAAUCGUUAAGGGGGGUCAUUCUGGAUAUUCAUUUCCUGUCUCUGUGUGACCAUUUAGUUUGUACCUUUUCAUCACAGGUGUGUCGUGUGGCUUACGAGAUGAUGCAGACAAUGCAUGGUGAUGCCACCAGUAAUUUUAAAUCUCUGGAUGACAUUUACUAUUUUGGUGGCCAAAAUGGACACAGUGUAGAGGCUGUUGAAAAGCAUGUCAAACAAAAUGACCAAGAAAUAGAUCUAGAACCAGGUGAUAUGGUGGGCAUAGCUGGAAAUCAUUGGGAUGGGUAUUCUAAGGGUAUGAACCACAGGACAGGUAAAACAGGUCUGUUCCCUUCAUAUAAAACCCAAGAAAAGUACACGAUAGUGGAUUUACCUAAAUAUCCAGAAGUGUCUGAAGAUGGAUGAUAGAGAAUGGAGUUAUAGGCAAAUUUUGAAUGUUUUAUUUAUAGUUUGGUAUUGUUAAGUGAUUUGAAGUUACUUUGAAUUUAUUGUGUAUGUGAAGGGGAAAGGUGAGGGUGAAAAUGAGACUUAUUGUAUGUUAAUUUAGUGAGAUAGUGGAAAAUUGAAAUGAUUCCUAUGGUCUGGAAUAUUUAAAAAAAAAUUCCUUGAUUUUAACUUUGUGAAUGUUAGUUAAUUGAUAAAUGCAAUGUAUUAACAUCACUGGGUGGUGAAAUGGACCUCAUCCAAUUUGUACUCAUGUCUAGAAAGAGUUUAAGGUCUCCUUAAUAAAUUAUAGCUUAUACGAGGGUUGAUCCAAAAGUAAUGUCACAAGUUUGAUAAAAGUCAACAUAAAACACCAAAAUUAAAAAAAUAUGAAAGUUUUAUUUUUUC